AUGCUCCUAGCCACGGCCAAAGAGAGCGUUCGUAGCAGCUGGGGCAUGUUCAGCCCAGUCGAGCGCCGUAACAUCUUCCUAUACAUUCUAGGUAUCACCUUCUACAAGUUCGGCCUCGAGGCCUUCAAUGGCUCUAUCCUCGCCCUCGCUACAAACCGCUACGACUACGACGCCCAGUUGAAUCAUUUGCCGGCCAAGACCUUCGAGCGAGUCGGUCUUCUAAGCGGCCUCAACCAAGCCUGCCAGUGUGUGGGCUCGAUCAUCAUUGCUCCCUUGGUUCGUCGGGCUCCCGCCAGGCUCGUCCUGGUCAUCUCAGUUGUCCUGUUCGGCCUUUUCACCGCUAUCCUCAUGGUCGUGGAUGCGGCCACCGGCGGAACCAUCAUGCCUCCAGAGUUCCGUGGCGAUCACCCAGCAAUGGACUUUCACUACUAUGGAAAAUACAACACCGACGGUAUUAUACCCAUCUACUGUGUAACUGGAGUUGUCUACGGGAUGGUCGAGUUGAUCCGCCGUAUCAUCCCCCGCGACAUCGUCGGCGGAAACAUCCAAAAGCUUCGUCGUCUCGACGCCAUGGUCCACGUAUUCUACGAGAUUUCCGGCACCGCCAGCGCAUUCUGCACCGCUCUCGCCCUCAUCCCGACCCUGGGGAACAACUACUCGUUCAUCAUCACGCCUGUGUUCUUUGCCAUGGCCGGCGCAACGUGGUUCUUCAUCAAGGAGGCAGACACUUUCCAGCCUCCUCCACCUCCACUCAUGGGCAAGCGACCAACCUAUAUCAAGGCAGUGUUUGUCUCCUUCUACCUCUUCGGCGAAUCCAUCUGGACUGGAUGCAAGCUCCUCCUCACCAACCGACGCUUCAUCUGGCUUAUCCCCGGUUACUCCAUUGCCUUCUACGGCCAUCGCUAUCUCGAAAACGGCCUUGCUCCCGCAGUCGCCCGCCGCUACCUCGGCCACUCCGCCUGGGCUAACAUCAUCGUUGGUGGCUCCAACUUGGGCGAAUUGUUCGGUGCUCUUUUCGUCUUCCUCUUUACUAACCUCGUAACCACUCCGAUUCCAUGGGUUCGACUCGAUGCCAUCAUGCUUCUCGGAGUCUGGUACCUUUCUUUCUGGACACCACCAAAGGACCAGGUCAUCUAUGCCUGGAUCAUCGCCGCAACCUUCCUCCCCAUCUCCUUCGGCUGGGCUGCCGGAGACGUCUCUCUUGCAGCUUACAUCCAGGCCGCUCUCGCUCGCCACGAAUCCAAAGCUCAAAACGUUUCCGCCCUCGGCGCCGUCAUGGCUUGCCUUUACACCACCUACAUCGUCACAUACGCCAUUACAUCGCCACUAUUGGGCCAGUACAUCGAUUCGGUAUACAGAAGCACUGGUGGUCGUGACGGAGGCAACAUCCACUCUGCAAUCCACAACGUUGCAGGUGUACAGUACAGCGUAAUGGCUGUCAUAAUAUUCGCCAGUACCUUCAUCCCACAGGGAGCCUGGCGCAUCAACCCCAAGAUGCUAUUCAACCAGAACCUUGACGCCGACCUUGAGGUUACUGAAAUUGGAGAUGGCAUCGACCUGAAGAAGAAGAGCCAUGAGCGAGAAACUUCGCUCAGCACAAAUCCAAGAGAUAGGGAGUCAUGGUGA
Molecule: messenger RNA, 1626 nt
Organism: Nannizzia gypsea CBS 118893
Lineage: Eukaryota; Fungi; Ascomycota; Eurotiomycetes; Onygenales; Arthrodermataceae
Exons: 1
Coding region: 1-1626 (541 amino acids)
Source: RefSeq, a predicted model, not a curated record